Messenger RNA from Hymenoscyphus albidus, 1986 nucleotides. The record is from the annotation of a GenBank genome assembly. NCBI's taxonomy places the organism in Eukaryota, Fungi, Ascomycota, Leotiomycetes, Helotiales, Helotiaceae.
CCUCAACCAUCAUCUAACCUACCUCUUCAUCAUGGCAGGGAAUGAACAGGAUGCCAAGUCCAACAAAAGGACUCGUUCCGAUGACGAUGGUAUGCUGAAUCCCCUAUAUUUUCUAUGGUAACUGCUAAUUUUCUCAGACUCUUCCUCGGACGACGACAUGGGCCCUCAGCUACCCUCUGCGGAAGCUCCCAAGAAAAAGAGACGCAAGCUCCCAUAUGAAAAGCUGUAUAUAUCAGCGCUGCCUACCUCUGCCAAGUACUCGAAAUCUCUCAUGCAUCGAGAACAAUUGGCUUUCGUCACCAUGACACCCUUGACCGAUUUCCUAAUAACAAGCUCUGUAGAGGGUGUGGUCAAGUUCUGGAAAAAGGGAGCGGAGAGCAUUGAGUUUGUCAAAGAAUUUAAGGCGCAUAAUGGGGAAAUUAAGAGUGUGUCUGUGAGUGCGGACGGUAGGAGUUUUGCAACUGCUGGAGCAGACAAGAGCAUCAAGAUAUUCGAUAUCAUCACGUUCGAUCUUCUUUCUAUGCUCACGUUGGAGUUUACGCCAAAAUGUGUGUGUUGGGUACAUGGACGUGGAGCUUCCUUGCCAUUACUUGCAGUAUCAGAUGAAGUGAACCAUACUAUCCAAAUUUACGACGGGCGCGGAGAAAACCAAGAGCCUAUACACACCAUUAAAGGAUUACACCGGAGCGUGGUUUCAUUGAUGACAUUCAACGAUGCCUACAACUGCGUGAUAACUGUGGACGAGAAUGGAAUGGUGGAAUAUUGGAGACCUGGUGGCAGCUACGAGAAGCCGGAUAAUGUUUUUGAGUAUAAAAGUUCCACCAAUCUCUUCGAGUUCAAGAAGGCCAAAACAACACCAACCUCCCUAACCGUUUCACCGUCGGGUGCUCAGUUUGCGACAAUUUCAUUUCCUGACCGAAAGAUCAGGAUCUUUGAUUUUCCUACUGGCAAACUCUAUCGCACUUAUGACGAGUCUUUACAAACCAUAGAAGACAUGCAACAAGCUGGCACGGCUCUUCAGAAACUCGAAGACGUUGAGUUCGGGCGACGUUUGGCGACCGAAAGAGAGAUUGACAGCCCGGCUUUACGUAACAAAGCCAAUGUCAUCUUUGACGAGACGGGCCACUUCAUCAUUUACGGGUCAAUGCUUGGAACCAAGGUUUUGAAUACCUACACCAAUAGGGUAGUGAAAGUUUACGGUAAAGACGAGAAUUUCAGACCUCUUACUGUCGCAUUGUACCAAGGACAGCCGCAAAAGAAGGGAAUCACAACUGUGGCUAUGGCGGCAUCAAACAACCCUCUACUCCAGGAAUCGGAGGUACGAGAUCCCAUAUUGUUCGCGACUGGAGUUGGAAAGGUCAGAUUCUAUAUGUUUACGAACGAUGAAAACAUAUCGAAAUCCGAGAGAGAUGUUCACAACGAGAAACCGAUCAAUGCCAAUUCCAAGAAAGCCGUAGAAAAGAAAACCGCAGAAUCGGGCACGGCGGCUAUCAUUCAUACUAGCUAUGGUGACAUACACAUUCGGCUAUUUCCCGAUGCAGCUCCCAAAGCGGUCGAAAAUUUCGUCACUCACUCAAAACGGGGCUACUAUAACAAUACCAUAUUCCAUCGUGUUAUCCGGAAGUUUAUGAUACAAUGUGGAGACCCUAUGGGCGAUGGCACAGGAGGUGAAAGUAUUUGGGGAAGGGAAUUUGAAGACGAAUUCAGCACACUUAAGCAUGACAAACCAUAUACUGUUAGUAUGGCUAACGCGGGCCCCAACACCAACGGAAGUCAAUUUUUUAUUACGACUGAGAAGACUGUAAGUUUCCCUACUUUCUGUCUAAGUCUUGACUAAUUCUUUUGUAGCCUUGGCUAGAUGAUAAGCAUACGAUCUUCGGGAGAGCCAUACAAGGGUUGGAUGUGAUACAUAGGAUCGAGAACGCUCGAGUUUACAAAGAGAAGCCGGAGGAAGACAUAAAAAUGCUCAAUAUAGAGAUCAUGUAA